AUGGACGCUGGGGAGAUGCUAUCGACGAUUACUGGCUGUUCGUCGCGUUGCACUGCUGGCUAUUACACUCUGAGGCGAUGCGGGGCACCCUGCGUCUGCGUCUGCGUCUGCUGCUGCUUCUGGCUGCUUUCAGGGUCAGUUGCUGCACUCUUUCAAGUUCAUUCUUCUCCAGCCAUCAUUCCGCCCUUAUAGGCCUCUCGGUCAAAACAUGCAGCGGAAGAGCCAAGCAUUCCCUAGAGUAGAGAAGGUGCACGGAUUGCACACGAGGGAGGAGGGGAGACGGUGUGCCUAGCGGUGGUCAACGUACUCUUUGUGCCUCUUGGUCUGCUCGGUGAAAGA
Molecule: messenger RNA, 339 nt
Organism: Trichoderma harzianum CBS 226.95
Lineage: Eukaryota; Fungi; Ascomycota; Sordariomycetes; Hypocreales; Hypocreaceae
Exons: 1
Coding region: 1-192 (63 amino acids)
Source: RefSeq, a predicted model, not a curated record